AUGCCGACAGCAGCAGCAGCAACAGCAGCAACGGCGACGCCGACGCCGCCGCCGCAGGAGGACGAGGGCAAGUACCGGUCCAGCUGGUCCGUGGCCGGUUCGGCGGAGCGCAACUCGGGACCCAUCGCCGAGACGCUGGCUCCGCUGCUGCCCGCACCGCCGGCCGGCUCAGCAGGACAACACGAGCAAAGGCGACGGCCACUGGUGCUCGAGCUGUCUUCCGGGUUCGGGCACCAGAUCUCGACGCUGGCAUCUCGAGCGACCCACGUCGACUUCCAGCCCACCGAGGCCGACGCCUACCUCUGCUCCCGCAUCGACUCGACCUGCUCCGCCUCGCCCAACGUCAAGCGGGCGCAGGUGCUCGAUGUCCUCGAGCAGCAGGCCUGGUUGGGCCUCAUGCAUGCCGUCCCCUCGCUCUCCCAGGAGAGCCACGGUCACGACGACGACGGCGACGGAGCGUUUGAUGCCGUCGUCGUGUGCAACCUGACGCACGUGGCGCCGUGGUCCGUCACCGAGUCGCUGUUUGCGCACCUCGACCCGCGACUCACCUACCUCACCGAGUCCGGACAGAAGCCCAUCCUGCGGCGGCGCGGCUGGAUCGCCAUCUACGGCGCCUUCAACGAGCACGGCGGCUUCACCAGCGACGGCAACAGGCAGUUCGACGACACCAUCAAGGCGAGGAACCCGCAUUUUGGCCUGCGCGAUGUCCAGGGCGAGCUCGUGCCCCUCGCGCAGCGGCACGGCUUCGAGCUCCAGCAGCGCAUCGAGAUGCCCGCCGGCAACCUGAUGCUCAUCUUUGGUCUCGCGCAGCCGCAGUGA
Molecule: messenger RNA, 819 nt
Organism: Pseudozyma flocculosa PF-1
Lineage: Eukaryota; Fungi; Basidiomycota; Ustilaginomycetes; Ustilaginales; Ustilaginaceae
Exons: 3
Coding region: 1-819 (272 amino acids)
Source: RefSeq, a predicted model, not a curated record